ACAACAUAAGCUCCUCUAAUAUGACGCACAGUAGACUAACGUUGCGCAGUUUCACCUCUCACGUGAUUAACUCGUUUGCCGGUGAGUUGAAGAGAGCGACCGACGGGAACUACAUUUCUGCUAACUGUUUUACUCUUCUAUUUUUGCAUUAUUUUUUUAUUAAGUCGACCUACGCAGAGUUUGUGGUUAAUAUGUGAUAGAAACUGCACAGCAAAACGGCCAAAUCGUAGCAUACCCGACGAUUCGCGUUGUUCAGAAGCUAACUCGUUUAAUUUAUAUUGGGUAGUAUACAAAUAUAUUAUAAUUGUGCCACGCCGUCUUAUAAUGCUCUCGAAUACCGAAAAAGAGCUGAUUGUACAGAUAUGGGACAAAAUGAUUCCAGUGGCGGAAGAAAUUGGAUCUGAGGCUCUUUUAAGAAUGUUCACAACGUUCCCCAAAACAAAGACAUACUUCUCUCAUCUAGAUAUCAGCGCCAGUUCCGAGCAUUUGCGCUGCCACGGGAAGAAAAUCGUCCAGGCUUUAGCCGACGGUGCGAGGAACAUAAGCACACUUGCUACUACGUUGGCACCACUAAGCAGGUUCCAUGCCUAUCAACUGCGAAUACAUCCUACAAACUUCAAGCUUUUCAAUCAUUGCAUCAUUGUGACGUUAGCCUGCCAUAUGGGUGACAACUUCACACCAGUUGCACACGCGGCGAUAGACAAGUUUCUAUCGGCUUUCUCAGCUGUUUUAGCCGAGAAGUUCCGAUGAAGAGCCUCCGAAGAAGGAUGGAAUGGUUCUGCAUACUUUAUCUUUAAUAAUUUAAUAAUAAAUGUUUUGCAAUGUACGCGUGUCUUUAUCCCUUAUCUACAUGUAAUGCAAUGGAAUAUUCAAUAAAACAACAAUAAUAAUACCAAUCUUGGGAUAUCCACUUCCCUCACUGUAUUGCACUCUUAACACUUUGUGUUUAAAUUUUUUAUUGCUUAUAGGCUAAUUUACAGUGCACGGUAGGAAUUUAAUAUUUUGGCUUCC
Messenger RNA from Megalobrama amblycephala (Wuchang bream), 1011 nucleotides. It is a transcript of the gene hbae4, whose product is annotated as Hemoglobin subunit alpha-D-like. Gene Ontology annotation, molecular function: haptoglobin binding; peroxidase activity; organic acid binding. NCBI's taxonomy places the organism in Eukaryota, Metazoa, Chordata, Actinopteri, Cypriniformes, Xenocyprididae. The record is from RefSeq and is a predicted model, not a curated record. The transcript has 3 exons. Bases 325 to 750 code for a protein of 141 amino acids. Gene Ontology annotation, cellular component: haptoglobin-hemoglobin complex; blood microparticle; hemoglobin complex. Gene Ontology annotation, biological process: hydrogen peroxide catabolic process; oxygen transport.